AAUUGAAAAGUUUUCAUAAAAUGAGUGGUAAUGGCGAUCAAGUUAUUGCAAAGCUGAUUGAGAUGGGAUUUGAAAAUUCAGCUGUUGUAGAAGCUGUAGAAGCAGUUGGCCCAUUGUUUGACGAAGCCAUUGAGUAUGUUUUGAAUGGUUCCAAUAGAAAUUGUAACGGCGUAUCUAAUACUAGUAGUAGUUCGCAUUGUUUCAAAAACAAUGGGAAUGGGAAGACUCAGGGCAAAAGAGGUUUAGGACAGUCUAGCAUAUUGGAUCAUUUUCAAUCUAGGCAAAAAAGAAGUCAAAGUGAUGUUGUAUCUGAUGGACUGGUUUCUAGGGCUGGGUCGGUAGUGUUGCCUGGUGUUGUUGGAUAACAUAAGGGGGCUUGUCUUGA
Messenger RNA from Pistacia vera, 385 nucleotides. RefSeq names its product ATP-dependent DNA helicase Q-like SIM. The coding region runs from base 21 to 365 and encodes 114 amino acids. The record is from RefSeq and is a predicted model, not a curated record. Gene Ontology annotation, molecular function: protein binding. The transcript has a single exon. Lineage: Eukaryota; Viridiplantae; Streptophyta; Magnoliopsida; Sapindales; Anacardiaceae.